AUAAAAAUGUUAGAGACAGCCUUGAAUGCAGCUUUAGAAGUCGGCUACCGCCACAUCGACACCACCUACGUCUUCGAAAACGAAAAGAUCAUUGGAAGGGUGAUAUAACAGUGGAUUUCCACCGGCAAGAUAAAAAGGGAUGAUUUCUACAUCACCACCAAAUUGGCGCUAUGCGGCGUACAUCCAGACAGGGUCGAAAUGAUGUUGAAGGAGUCACUGGAAGAAUUGCGUUUGAACUACGUUGAUUUAUAUUUGCUGCAUUUCCCAGUGGGCACAAACUACGUGGAGCGAUGUUUAGUUACUCCACCCACUAUGUUGAAAUUGGAGAACAGUGAUCACGUGGAACUGUGUAAGAAAAUGGAAGAGCAAGUAGAUGCCGGUAGAACAAAAGCCAUUAGACUGUCCAACUUCAACAAAAAACAAAUAGUAACGAUACUGAAAUCGUGCAGGAUAAAACCAGCUUGUUUGCAAAUAGAAAUCCAGGUUGCCAUACAGCAAAGAGAAUUGGUAGAUUUUUGUCACAAAAACGAUUUCGUCGUUGUGGCAUAUUCUCCUUUAGCAUCACCAGGAUAUAAUAAUUUCCUUCACACCAUUGGACAUGAGGGCAAGGAACUACCGAAAAUGCUCCAGAAUCCAGUCAUAAAACAAAUAGCAGAAAUUAUAACGUAAAGGUAAGAUAAGUUAAACGAACUAAUAAAGGUAAUCAAUACUUAAUCAUGAAGAUAAAAGAUAGUCGAAAUAGGUAAAUUAAAUCAAGGAAUGAAUAUGUCAAAUUUAGCAUAACAUUCAGCAGUCUCAGAAGAGAACAAAUUGUAUUCCCACUUGUUGAUAUGUGCAGACAUCAAGUUUUCCGCCAAGCAAUCUACCCAUACCCAACAAAUUGUCCACUCUACAGGACAGAACGUAAGAUAAGACAGGAUAAGAUAAAACUAGUCAUUGAAAACAAUCGCGCUUGUAGUAAAACCAUGUACAUUUUUUUGUAC
Molecule: messenger RNA, 983 nt
Organism: Acanthoscelides obtectus
Lineage: Eukaryota; Metazoa; Arthropoda; Insecta; Coleoptera; Chrysomelidae
Source: the annotation of a GenBank genome assembly